Drosophila albomicans is the source of this 1723-nucleotide messenger RNA. RefSeq names its product sodium channel protein Nach (gene ppk18). Bases 17 to 1723 code for a protein of 568 amino acids. Gene Ontology annotation, cellular component: membrane. The record is from RefSeq and is a predicted model, not a curated record. Gene Ontology annotation, biological process: sodium ion transmembrane transport. NCBI's taxonomy places the organism in Eukaryota, Metazoa, Arthropoda, Insecta, Diptera, Drosophilidae. Gene Ontology annotation, molecular function: ligand-gated sodium channel activity. The transcript has 8 exons.
AACUGCUUAUAACAAGAUGGUUCAAUUAGCUGAAGGGGAGUCCGAGAGCCGUCGACUCUUUAGAGAUUUUCUACGCAAUAGUUAUAUCAGCGGACUGCAGCCCUUUCUCUUUGAGACCUCAGUGCGCUAUGCCAAAGCUCUCUGGCUAACGUUUCUGGCUGUGAUUGUAGUCUCGACCCACAUCGUUAUCGUCAACCUGACACUCGAGUACAUCGUGCAACCCACUGAAAUUCAUAUGUCCCCCAAUCAGGUGCAUGUGGCAAACAGUCCCUUUCCUGCCGUCGCCAUCUGCAGCUCCAACAUGAUCAGCAAACGACAAAUGCAAACUUAUGCUGCCAAAAUCUAUCUACACCAGUCAACACACAAUCCGCAACCGAGUGGCAACUCCUCCUUCUACUCCCCGAUAGAAUCCCCGCAGUUAGAAGUCUUGGCGCGGCGACUGCUUCUGUUGGCCAACUUUUACCUGCAUGCCCACGAUGAGUCGCAGUUAGACGUCGACGAAUUAGGUCAACUUCAUCGACUGCUCAGCAGCUACCACAAUGGGAGCGACUACUCGGUGCACGAUAUACUCAGGGAGUUAUCGCCCGACUGCGGUGACUUGGUGCUGCGUGGGAUAAUCUAUGGCGCGCCAGUGAACACAAGUCAGCUAUUUAUCAAGCGAACCACUUCGUCGGGUGUGUGCUGCAUAUUUAACUAUCGUCGACCAAGUGAUUCGCAAUAUCCAUGGAAGCGUGCUCUGGAGGAUGCUGAAUUAUAUGCAUUGCCACAUGUUAUGUUCGAGUCGAAUUCCAUUUUAAAUGGCAUACAAUUUGUGCUGCAGGACACAACGAAAGAUGAUUACACAAUGACAUAUUUUAGUAAUACAGCAUUUCGGCUGCAACUAUUUCCCAAGGAUGAUUAUGCGACAAUUCAGUCCAACACAAAUGGUGCAAUUCUUGUCGACCAUGAAACCAUAGUGGAAAUUCCCAUACAACCCAAAUUCUUCGACAGCAGUGCUGCAGUGCGAGGUGUUACACCUGAGACGCGACGCUGCUAUUUUUCCGAGGAGGGCAAGAAGAUAUUGAAUCAAUCCUACUACUCAAUGGACGAGUGCCUGUUGCGUUGUCGAAUCGACAGCAUGUUGCAGCAUUGUGGUUGCGUCUCCUCGCCAUUGGCAGGCAGUGUCAUGAAUAUCACCUACUGCACACUGCUCGAUUUGCCGUGUCUGAUGAAGUGGAAGCGCGUUUGGUUCAGCUACACGGAAUUCCCAUAUGUGCAUCAGGAUAAUGAGGAAAUUGAGACGGGUAUUGAUCAGUGUAAGCAUUGUUUGCCCACCUGCAAUGGAGUCGACUUUGAGAUUGUGAGUAAUGUGGCCCCAUUGCGUCGUACCUACAAUUCAUCUGGCUAUUUCCAUGGUUUGCUCAAGGGCUUGACCAACGAUCGACCUUUGUCCAUUAUCAAGUUAUUCUUCAGACUGCGCUUUGCUCAGGCAACUGAAAUGGAUAUGGUUGGCGAUUGGGUAGUUCUGCUCAAUCGUUUUGGUGGCAUUCUAUCGUUGAUGUAUGGCUUUAGCAUUAUCAGCUAUAUUGAAAUACUUUACUAUCUGACGGGCAAAUGGUUUGUGUACUACUAUCGAGCGUGCAGCAAUAAAAUGAAGGGUGCUAAAACAGAUGCAAACGUUUACACAUUUCACUGGAAUGAGUUGCAGCCACGUGCAGCUGCACGAUCAGUGCGUAAGCCGUGA